CGGACUUUGCUGAUUCUACAAACAAUUUAUGGACUGUCAGCAGCGCAAAUCGGGACCAGCUGCACUCCCCUUCACCAAGGAAAAUGCGAACAUCAUCCUCCAAACCGCAGAUGGAGUCGAUUCCUACUCGCCAUUCAACGCGGCACAGGUCGAUUCCGGAACCAACUUCCCGAUCUUACAUGUCUCACAAACGAGCGAAGCAUUGGACAGACUGCUGCGUUUGUGCCACCCACUGCGGAUCGUAUUUUACGUAAUGCUUGAAAAGGCGAGGAAAAACACCAGAUGGAUGUUGUGACCCGUAGAAUGGGGCAUUGUGCUGCGCGAGUAUGUGCAGCGUUUUCUGCUAAAUGUGUUUGCGAGGGAAGCAGCACUGUGCCGAAGACUCAUCUUGCGUGAGCGCAGUGGCAGCUACCACAUUCACGCGGACCUUACACAUUGGAGUACUGGCAUGUUGCAAGAAUUACGCAUCUCUGGUUGCAAACCGAGCUGAGUUGGAACUUACCAUGGAUGCAACGAGUCAGGGCUGCCAGGAGAUGCUGCUUUGGUGGUUCCAGCCUUGAGUUGCUUGCUCAUUCUCGUGACGACGACGGCGCUGACAAAGUCAUGCAAACAAUUCUCAGCUCGAGUUGAGAGCUAGAAGAGGCAUUCACGA
Molecule: messenger RNA, 652 nt
Organism: Laetiporus sulphureus 93-53
Lineage: Eukaryota; Fungi; Basidiomycota; Agaricomycetes; Polyporales; Laetiporaceae
Exons: 3
Coding region: 29-295 (88 amino acids)
Source: RefSeq, a predicted model, not a curated record